GUAUGAAAUGUGUGAUUACUUUGCAAGCUUAUAGUCUUACGUAGCCGUGGGUCGUUCAGUUGGUUAUUACUCGACCAACGUUAGCAAGUUGCACUUCUAUAAAAAUAAAUAGUAAAAUGGCAAGUGAAAACAAUCAAAUCGAAAGAAGUAAUGAACGAUCGAAAAAUGACAUUUAUGAUGCUGAAGUUGAAAAACUUGUCGAGUGGUUACAUAUUAUGCCUCACUUGCCUAAUGUGACCGAUCGAGAAUGGUUAAAGAAUUGUUAUAUCGGCCGAAAAUACAGAAUAGAAAGAACAAAAGAAACAUUGGACGGUUACUUUUGUUGUAGAGCUGUAAUGAAUGAGUUCUUCGGUGUUCGUGAUCCACUGGGAGACGACGUUCAAACUGCGAUGCGAAAAACGUGGUUUGGCUUUUCUUCAAAGUUAACCGAGGAAGGAUAUCAAGUUUUGGUAGCAAAAAACAUAACGGACGAAGACGUUACCGGUAGGUACUUGGAUAAAUGGGUGAAAUAUUUUUAUAUGUCAAUGGACUUGAACUUCAAAAGGGUGUCCGUAAAUGGUGUGAUCAUAAUAUACGACAUGUCGGUAACAAACAAAAAUGAACUUCUCACUCAAGCUACGCCUAGUUUUCUCAGGAAUUCUUUGAAAUGUUCGUCAUUUUUUCCGUACAAACUUAUUCAAGUGCAUUUUAUAAACGUACCAGCAUAUGCAGCUACAAUUUUUAAUAUAAUUAAGACAUUGGUUCCAAAAAAAAUACAAACCCGAAUCUUUAUGCAUCAAGACGCCACCGAUGUAAUAAAACAUAUUUCAAAUGAAUGUAUUCCGUCAGAUUUUGGAGGCAACGAUAAAUCUAUUAAGGAACUUGGAGAAUAUAACAAAGCAAGUGUUAUAGCGGAAAGAGAUAUAUUUUUGAACGGUCUUUUCUCGCUUAAGGCUGAUAUGGAUAAAAAACCAACGGACACUGAAAGUAAUGAACAAUCUAAUCUUUUUGGAUAUGACGGAAAUUUCAAAAAAUUGAACAUUGAUUAAAUUAUGCUAAUUCUUAUUAAUUAUUAUUGUGUAUUAAUUUAAAGUUAAUUUUAAAAACUAAAUGUCUCAAUUGUAUAAACAAGUAUUAGUAGUAACUAAUAAUAAAACAAAGUUA
Molecule: messenger RNA, 1143 nt
Organism: Adelges cooleyi (spruce gall adelgid)
Lineage: Eukaryota; Metazoa; Arthropoda; Insecta; Hemiptera; Adelgidae
Product: retinaldehyde-binding protein 1-like
Exons: 6
Coding region: 117-1028 (303 amino acids)
Cellular component (GO): membrane
Molecular function (GO): phosphatidylinositol bisphosphate binding
Source: RefSeq, a predicted model, not a curated record